AUGGCUACACUGGACAUGAACUCCAUCGGGCGGAGAUCGGUGCGCCCCAAGCAGCGGCAUCGCGUGUCCAGUCAUCUGCAUUGGCUGCGUACCGCUGCCAAGGCUAAGGUGGAUGUGGUGGCGCAGCAAGUACUGGACCACGACGAAGGUAUCUUCGGAGCAGUGCGAGCCAAUGACACCAAUGCUGUGCUCCGUCUCAUCGCCACGGAUGAAAAUUGUUUGACGCUGCGGGACUCGGUGGGGGCAGCUCCUGUGCAUAUCGCGUUCCUAUUUGGCCACUACGAGCUUGGUAAGCGCAUUGUACUGAGAUGCAGAGUACUCGCCUCCGUUACAUACACAUCCAACAAUCCAUGUGAACCUUCACCAUACGAAGGCGAAAAUAUUCUCCACAUCGCUAUUAUUCACCGCCAGACAGAGCUCGUUCAGUGGCUCGUACGCGAGGUACCACAGCUGGUGCGUGCUGAGACCACCGGCAAGUUUUUCAGCCCCACAAAGGCAUGCUACUUUGGAGGAACCCCUGUGCUCUUCGCCCUUGCGUCCAACCAGAUCGAGAUGGCGCUGCAUAUUCUGGAGACUGCAGAGCGACUGCAAGACGGGGAGGACGAAGGGAAGGAUCUAGCAUCCAUUUUCUCGUGCGAUCGGUUCGGUAAUAACGUACUCCACCUCGCAGUCAUCCGUGACUUACCCGACGUCUACGAUUUCGCGUUACGGUACGUCAUUAGGCUGCUGUCCAAGCAACUUACGCCGACCAAAGUUGGUCCGGUAAUAUAUGAGGAGAAACCAGAUAAUGAGACGCAUGAGGUGGAGAACAUGGUAGUCGUACAAAGUCCAGGAAAGUCGUCACUAUCGAUGAAAGAACCCCCUCCUGCGACGAUUGACUAUAGAGAGGGCGACAUCAACCUAGUGGAAUUUCUCCAAAGCACCAGCGACUCUGGAUACGAGCGAAUGCUUUGCUUUCUGAUGCAUCGCAACUCCGACGAGUUGACUCCGCUAUCUCUCGCUGCGGCUAUCGGUCAACAGCGAAUGUUUCAGCAUCUCUUCAACCAUUCGUCUUCGAUCGCGUGGCGCUAUGGCCCCAUCACUGCGAUCCACGUGCCGUUGUUCGAUCUCGAGCAGCCAGAAUUGCGACCAGCUCCAGACUUCGGGCGCUUUCAACGUAUUCACGACUUAAUCGAGUCCUUACCGUAUCCAUUAGCACCAAAAGGAAGAAAAGGUUAUCGGACUGCCAUCCAAUGUCUCUGCUCGACUGAGAAAAUCUCCAGUACGCUUCAGGAUAACCACAAAGUGAUACAAGAAAUGGUGUCAAAGCGGCUUGAAAUGCUGAAAAUGAUGGAAAUCCAGCAACUCUUGCACAAAAAGUGGAAGUACGUUGGAAAGCAGCGAUUUCUCUGGCGUCUGGCAGUUUACUGUGUCUUCCUUAUGCUGCUGAAUGCAACUACACUCGCUCCUUACAGCAAAUACAGCGAUGGCUCACGGGGAGACGCAACAGGACUGGGUUUCGCCGAAGUGGGGGCACUACUGCUAGCCGCUUUGAAGUUUAUGAACGAGAGCAACCAGAUGCUGCUCAACUCUCAAGGCUACGUGACGGAAGGAGAUGCUGGUCGACUGGACAAUAUCUGCACUACUGUGACGAGUAUUUCGCUCUUUACGUCCACAAUCGCGAGACUUGCACAUCAACAGGAGGUAGGAGACGCUCUGGGCGCUGUUGCACUUAUCUUCGCUUGGUUUUACAUGUUUUUCUUCUUGCUGGGCUUCCGCACCACUGGACCCUUUGUGAUCAUGAUCUUGCGAAUGAUCGCACACGAUAUCGUGCGGUUUUUCUUAGUUUACAGCGCCGUUUUGGUCGGAUUCUCGCAGGCCAUUUACGUGGUACAUGAUGGUCGAGUUGGGCCCCAUGCACUGUUUUUGAGGAUGCGUACGCUAUUAGUCAUGGGCUUCACGGGUGAGGUCAAUUAUGACGAUAACUACGGCUCCGGUGGCCGUAUGAAUCCGCUCACUCAAGUGCUGGUACUGUGCUACGUUGUCCUCGUCAUGAUCAUCCUCGUCAACUUGCUUAUCGCCAUGAUGGGUAACACGUACAGUGAAGUGCUGGAGGAAUCCGAACAGCGGUGGAUUGCAGAGCGAGCAAAUAUUAUGGCGUCCAUCGACAAUCAAUGUCCUACUGAGUGGAAUCAGCAGGCUCGGAAAGCGUUUGCAAUCCCUCUACAGAAUCGCAACGGUGAAGAGAUGCUGUAUCUUGAGAUGGAAGUGACGAAGCUCGCCGAGUGGAUGCACGAUGAUUGA
Molecule: messenger RNA, 2283 nt
Organism: Phytophthora nicotianae INRA-310
Lineage: Eukaryota; Oomycota; Peronosporomycetes; Peronosporales; Peronosporaceae
Exons: 2
Coding region: 1-2283 (760 amino acids)
Biological process (GO): calcium ion import across plasma membrane
Cellular component (GO): membrane
Molecular function (GO): protein binding; monoatomic ion channel activity
Source: RefSeq, a predicted model, not a curated record